AGCCCAAGUAGAACUUUCUUCCUCAAGGUUUCGUUCAUGGUAUAAAUUUUGCUGUUUGUAACUUUUCUUUUGUUUUUCUCAACACUGAAUUAAUUAAUUUUAAUAUAUUGUUACCCACCACUUUCAUUUCUUCCCCAAGCAAUAUCCCCUUUCCUAACAAACCCUUCGCCUUCCAUAUCCAAAAUCCCUAAUAAAAAAGUACAGAAAUUGGGAUACAAAAACCCAUUAAAACCUUGCGGAGAUUCAGAAACAAUGGCGUACGUGGAUCACGCUUUCUCGAUAUCGGACGAGGACAUAAUGAUGGAGACCUCGUACGCCGUCAGCAAUAAGCCGCCAAUCAAAGAGAUCUCGCUCGCCGUCGCCCUCUUCGUUUUUGGUGCACUCGGGAUCGUCCUCGGUGCCUACAUGGCCGUCAAUGAAAUCGGCGGUGAUCGGGCCCACGGGUUAUUUUUCGCAAUACUCGGCGGAAUUCUAUUUAUUCCUGGAUCCUACUACACGCGGAUUGCCUACUAUGCUUACAAGGGUUAUAAAGGUUUCUCCUUUUCGAACAUACCACAAGUCUAGUGAUACUGUACCCUCUCCAUAGUAAUGUAAAUAAUAUGAUAUGCUUGUUGUUAUAACUUGCACUAUCCAUCUUUUGCUUCUAUUAUUUAUGUUAUGUCAAGUAACGGAUAUGCUUGUAAAUAAACAACACGUGAGAAAGACAACCAUGUCACAUGUGAGUAUACUUUGUUCCUAUAUAUACAGGUUAAAUUAAGUUUAGUCUCCACGAGUGGUACGUUUUAGUUUAGUGCAACCUUGGUC
Striga asiatica is the source of this 804-nucleotide messenger RNA. The record is from the annotation of a GenBank genome assembly. Lineage: Eukaryota; Viridiplantae; Streptophyta; Magnoliopsida; Lamiales; Orobanchaceae.